This is a messenger RNA of Camelina sativa (false flax), 1890 nucleotides long. The record is from RefSeq and is a predicted model, not a curated record. NCBI's taxonomy places the organism in Eukaryota, Viridiplantae, Streptophyta, Magnoliopsida, Brassicales, Brassicaceae.
AUGGCUAAACUCAGUGACUUGUCUGAUGAUUUGCUGGUGAAGAUAUUAACGUUUCUUCCAACAAAAGCUGCUGUAUCAACCAGCGUUUUGUCGAAACAGUGGGAGUUUCUUUGGAUGUGGUUGCCUAAACUCGAGUUCAAAUUUACUACUCCUCCAAAGUAUGCAUGCCUGAGGGAUUUUAUUGCCAAGAAUCUACCAUUACACAAAGCUCCUAUCAUCGAAAGCCUGCACCUUUCCUCUUCCUAUUGUUCAAUUCAACCUGAGGAUUUGAAAUCGUGGGUUGGAAUUGCAGUCUCUCGUUGUGUGCGUGAGCUAUGUAUCCCUAUAUAUUCUUUCGGAAUGGAACGUGCUGUACCAUUGCCCUGUAGUUUGUAUUCCUGCAACUCGCUCCUGACACUGAAACUUUGCGGCCAGAAGACUCUUGUGGAUGUUCCUGGAACGGUUUGUCUCCCUUCCUUGAAAAUUUUGGAACUUCGACGUGUGACAUACCCAAACGACGAUUCUAUUCGACUGCUUCUGUCCAAUUGCCUUGUUUUGGAAGAUCUGACUAUUUACCGAAGAGACCAUGACAACGUGAGAAAGUUGGUUAUCAUUGUCCCAUCCUUGCAGCGUUUAUCCUUAGAGAUACCCCGUCUAUGUUCUCCUGGUAGAUAUGUAAUAGGUACCCCUUCACUGAAGAAUCUCGAAGUCAAGGAUUAUAGAGUAAGUAGCUCCUAUUUGAUUGAGCAGAUGCUAGAGCUGGAAGAGGCAGUUAUCAUGGUUGUGCAGGAUCCUGAAGAGCUUCUCGAAUCAAUUACAUUUACCAAACGCCUUUCAUUACGCGUAAUAUUCAACCGUGCAAUAGAGAAGGUGUAUCGUGAUGGUAUUGUGUUCAAUCGGCUUGAAAAUUUGAAGGUGUAUAGAUGCUGCGAUGAUUGGUCAAAGUCACUUUUCCAGUUGCUCAAAGUUUCUCCUAACCUGCGAGUCCUCAGUCUCAUCGUUGAUAGUGUUUCGACAGAUUUUGGUGGGUAUUAUGAACCGGUUAGCUGGAGCAAUAAUCAGAGCUCCGUUCCUAAAUGUUUGUCGAAGAGUCUUGAAACUUUCGAGUUUGCAGGGUACAUGGGAACACGAGAAGAAAGGGAUUUCUUGAGUUUUAUCUUCAAGCAUGCUUGUCACUUGAAAUCUUUAAAAAUCUUGCGCGGACCAGAACCACAUCAUGGGAGUUAUUUGGAAGAUCUGACUAUUUACCGAAGAGACCAUGACAACGUGAGAAAGUUGGUUAUCAUUGUCCCAUCCUUGCAGCGUUUAUCCUUAGAGAUACCCCGUCUAUGUUCUCCUGGUAGAUAUGUAAUAGGUACCCCUUCACUGAAGAAUCUCGAAGUCAAGGAUUAUAGAGUAAGUAGCUCCUAUUUGAUUGAGCAGAUGCUAGAGCUGGAAGAGGCAGUUAUCAUGGUUGUGCAGGAUCCUGAAGAGCUUCUCGAAUCAAUUACAUUUACCAAACGCCUUUCAUUACGCGUAAUAUUCAACCGUGCAAUAGAGAAGGUGUAUCGUGAUGGUAUUGUGUUCAAUCGGCUUGAAAAUUUGAAGGUGUAUAGAUGCUGCGAUGAUUGGUCAAAGUCACUUUUCCAGUUGCUCAAAGUUUCUCCUAACCUGCGAGUCCUCAGUCUCAUCGUUGAUAGUGUUUCGACAGAUUUUGGUGGGUAUUAUGAACCGGUUAGCUGGAGCAAUAAUCAGAGCUCCGUUCCUAAAUGUUUGUCGAAGAGUCUUGAAACUUUCGAGUUUGCAGGGUACAUGGGAACACGAGAAGAAAGGGAUUUCUUGAGUUUUAUCUUCAAGCAUGCUUGUCACUUGAAAUCUUUAAAAAUCUUGCGCGGACCAGAACCACAUCAUGGGAGUUAUGUUCGACUAUAG